Messenger RNA from Miscanthus lutarioriparius, 477 nucleotides. Lineage: Eukaryota; Viridiplantae; Streptophyta; Magnoliopsida; Poales; Poaceae. The record is from the annotation of a GenBank genome assembly.
AUGCAAUGCCCAAGUGGAGGAAUGCGAGGUUUACAGAAAAGCUCUCAGCGUCUGAAGGAUAUUCGCUCUGCAGGCGGUCUCCGUGGUCCGACCAGAAACCAGGCGAUCAAGACUGGAGAUGGAGUUGUGUUUCCGUAUUUGAAUGAGAUUAUGAUGGUGUUGGAGACUAAUGUGCUGUUUUACCUGGAAGAAUCCAAUGCCAAUGUUGAUUACCAAGGGUACAUAUUCCCAAUGAGGCGUGCGGAGUUGCCAAACUCUGAAACACAACUGCUCAUCGUUCAGUUUGAGUGGCAUGGAGUUUUAAUAUCUGUAUCCGGCACAUUGAUUGGUGUCAGUCCCGAGUUUGAAAUUGCACUACACACUCUCUGCUUCUUUGCUGGAGGGGAAGAUAACCAUGUAGAUAUUGGCCCAUAUUCAGUGAAUAUCAGGUUGGGGGAUAACAAGACUGGCUCAGCUUUCCCAAAUGCAGAAAACUGA